Molecule: messenger RNA, 3134 nt
Organism: Pieris napi
Lineage: Eukaryota; Metazoa; Arthropoda; Insecta; Lepidoptera; Pieridae
Gene: atl
Product: atlastin
Exons: 13
Coding region: 320-2044 (574 amino acids)
Biological process (GO): endoplasmic reticulum organization; protein homooligomerization
Molecular function (GO): GTP binding; GTPase activity
Source: RefSeq, a predicted model, not a curated record
UAAAGGUAUGCCUUUUGUUCAUCUUUUUUUACAAUUAUUUGUUAGAUUUAAUAAUCUGUAAUCUGUAUUAAAAAGUUAUUUAUCAUGAAUGUCAUCGGUUGAAAGACAACACAUUCGUUGACAAGUGGAUCUGCGUCGUGUUGGAAAAAUUAGGUUCUCGCUAUGUUCAAAGUCAGUUCGCGAAAUAAAUAAAGAUUGGUCAUGGCUGAUAUCGAAGAAUACAAACAUCAGGAAUCGGAUAUCCAUGAGGAAGAAGAAUCUAGCAGAUCUAGUCUCUUCACACUUUGAGUGACUUAAAGAGUGAUUGGAGGGCGCUAAGAUGACGGGAGGUUUGGAUAGAAGCCUUUCAUCACGUGAUCAAGUGAUUGGCAGACUUAACUUGCAGAUCAACCAUAAACAUAUAAAAGAUCUAAUUGAUAUAGAAGAUUUUUCAGAAAAGCCAUCGCCGGCUAGCAAAGGUCCACACGGCGUGCAAGUGGUGAACACAGGUCCGGACCAUACAUUCGUUCUUGAUGAAGAUGCUUUAGCCGAGUUGCUGCUGCAGGAUGACAUCAAGGACAGAUCCGUUGUCGUCAUAUCUGUGGCUGGCGCUUUUAGGAAGGGCAAAUCUUUCUUAUUAGACUUCUUUCUACGGUAUAUGCACCACAAGUAUGGUUCCGGCGGCGGUGGGGAUUGGCUGGGGUCUGACGAUGAACCUCUCGGCGGGUUCAGCUGGCGAGGUGGCUCCGAACGGGAUACCACCGGCAUACUCAUGUGGUCUGAGAUUUUCAAAGCCACACUGGAUGAUGGCGAGGAGGUAGCAAUAAUCCUUUUGGACACACAAGGAGCAUUCGACAGCGAAUCCACAGUACGGGACUGUGCAACUGUAUUCGCUUUGUCCACAAUGUUGUCCUCCGUACAGAUAUACAACCUCUCCCAGAAUAUACAAGAGGACGACCUACAACAUUUACAGUUAUUUACGGAAUACGGACGAUUGGCCCUGGAAGAUGGCGGGAGGACUCCAUUCCAAAGACUUCAGUUCGUCGUACGAGACUGGAGUUUCCCUUACGAAGCGCCCUACGGGGCCAGCGGAGGACAGGCUAUUCUCUCCAGAAGACUAAAGGUAUCGGACAAGCAGCACCCGGAGCUGCAAUCUCUGCGCAAACACAUCACAUCCUGCUUCGGCGAGAUCGGGUGCUUCCUCAUGCCGCAUCCGGGACUGAGGGUCGCUACUAGUCCCACUUUUGAUGGACGACUUUCUGACAUCGAGGUGGAAUUCAAACGUGCCCUACAGCAGUUGGUGCCGAUGCUGCUGGCUCCGGACAACCUGGUGGUGAAAGAGAUCAACGGCCAACGAGUCAGGUCCAAAGACCUUCUACUCUACUUCAAAGCUUACAUGAACAUUUACAAAGGCAACGACUUGCCGGAACCGAAAAGCAUGCUCGUGGCAACAGCCGAAGCGAACAAUCUGACAGCUGUCGCAGAAGCGCGUGAUGUAUACACGACCCUAAUGGAGGAGAUAUGCGGUGGGGCGAAGCCCUACCUCCAGGCCCAAUUAUUGGAGGCCGAGCACAAGCGGAUUAGGGAUAAGGCGCUUCACGCGUUCAGGGCCAAGAGGAAAAUGGGGGGAGACGAGUUCAGUCAGGCUUAUUGUCAGCAGCUUACGCAGGACCUGGAAGACCAAUUCCAACAAUUUCGGGCUCACAACGAGAGCAAAAACAUAUUUAAGGCCGCGCGUACGCCGUCCGUGUUCUUUGCGAUCGCGCUCACGUUUUACGUCCUCAGCGGCGUCCUAGGGCUCGUCGGGCUCUACCCUGUGGCCAAUCUCUGCAAUCUGUGCAUGGGAAUGGCUCUGCUGACGCUGGUCCUUUGGGCGUAUAUAAGGUACAGUGGUGAAAUGAGAGAACUGGGCGUGACGAUAGACGAAGCCGCCAAUUGGCUGUGGGAUAACGUCAUAAAGCCGGUGUAUCAAGCCGGCCUAGAGAAAGGCAUGGAGCAAGCCGCCGCGGCGGCCGCCGAAAGAGUCUCCGCGCCCACCGCCAACGGGAAGCACAAACAGUUGUGAUGCCGUCCGCCUUCGCCCCGCGAGCGCGUCGCUUCAGCAGACCCGACGCCCGCUUCCUCGCGCGUCUGCCGGACCGAUGUCCAGUGGAAACGCUUCGAUACUUUACUACACCGAAGGCGGCCUCUCGGUGGCUCGGUCUGUCGACGAGACUCGGGGCGACCAGAUGAAUACCAAACAAACCGCUGGCAGCUAGGCGCUCCCGAAAUAGCCAAUAGAACGUUUAAAAGAUAUCUCCCGAGCCUCCCCGAAGGAGAGGCCGUCGACAAAGAAGCAUCGGCAGAAGUGGACGGAAGAACGGCAGAUUUCAGUGACGGCAGUGAAAGGGCUAUAUUUAGUGACGUUGCGACAUCUCUGCCGACGUUUCGAACGGACGGUGUUUUAUAUGUGUGCGUUUUUGGAUUUUGCAAAAAAGUUUGCCUGAAAAUAUUCACGGGCCUGGUUUAUUGUGUCGAAAUUUAUAGUUAUAUACGAAAUACAGGGACUACAAUUAGUGUUUUCAAAUUAUUUAAGUGUUUGGACUUGGUGUUUUGCGCAAAAUCGAAAAGUUAUAAAUCUAUAGGAUUCUGUUUGAACGUCGGCAGAGAGAGAUAUAUUACAUAGUUUCAAAAUUAGUUAUCCUAUACUGUGAUUACGAAACGUGAAAAAUUAAUGUUUGCAAUUUUCCAUUUUCUUAUUCCGGUGAAAACGAGAUAUUUUAAAAUGGCAAUUCCACUAUUACGUUUUGCACUCGCAGUCGAAGAAGACUGGGUGUUGCAAGUCACAAAAUAAACCAGGUUGUGAAUAAGGCAAUACUUGAAAUAAUUGCGCUUUUGCCAAUUUUCUUAAGGUAUAGACUAGUCGGCGAGCUCGUACGUGUCUAAUCGAUAAAACAAAACUUUCGGUAUCUUUGUCCACUCCAGUGUAACUUCUCUAUGAGUUCUCAAAUAUGUAUAUUGCGGUAGACACACACACAUACACGCACUAUAUACAUACAUUAAACGAUAGCCUAAUUGGGUUGACGUUACGGGUGAAGUGAAGUAGGUGACGGUGUUUUGGGUUUUGUACUGUGAAAUACCUAAUUAAAUUAUAAAUAAAGAUAUUCCUUGAUUAA